GGACAGGGGAAGGUGAGUUUUGAAGAAUGCUAUGGAGGAAAUCAUUCCUCCAAACAUUUUAAUCCCCGAGUUGUUGUUUUCCCCCGAUUUCAUUAGAAAAUAAAAACAUGCCAAUCCACCACCGCAAGGUAAGCAGUCGUCUUGAUGGUUUUCUCAUACACUGUUUGUUCUCCUAAUUUAAUUUAUCUCGCUCUCUCGCUCUCUCCCGCUGGACCAGGAGCCAGGGAUGACGUCUCCUGUGAGCAUCGGAGCGAAUAAAAACUUCAGAGGGCAGAAAUGAAGCUUCAUAAACAGCAAAGCCCAGGCACUCAGCAGGGGAAGCAGAGCAGAGGUUCAUGAGUUCUCCAGCCAAUUUUUUUAUAUAUACAAAAGACUCUUAAAAGGGGGCAGGCUGCCUGCACGGGCAUCACCAUCAGGCUUUGAGAAUGACUGUCGCUCCGAAGUUAAUUCUUCUACUGAGCCUCUGCUCCUAUGGCUCAGCCCAGAUGCCUGGAGGAAGAGGUGAGUUAAGAUUCCCUUUUGCAGUCUCGUUCUUUCUCAAGAAAGUCAGGAGGGGUUUGUAAAAUAAACCAUCCAGGUUGAUUUUUUUCAUUCUUUAAGUCAUCCCCCAUUGAGGCUCCUGUGUGAUCAGUUCCCUUCUGUUUUAGCAACAUAUCCUGGUUUUCUCAUUAAAUCUUGAUAGCAUGGUUCAUGUUUGCCUAGGUAGCUGGCUGCUAACUGCACCUUAAAGACGAACCAAGUUACGCGAACAAUUAUUUUACAUGUAAUCUUAACUGGGUUUUGCCCCUCAAGCCCUUCUAAGCCUGGGGUUGGGCCAGGCAAAAGCUACGGUCAGGCAAAGAAUCAUAGACACCGAGAGACAACAGGACUGCUCAAGGUGCCCCAACUAUAAAAUUGGAGAAAUCGAGAGAUAUAUAGCUGCACCGGCAGCAUAUCUCUUCUUUCUCGUAUCCAAAAAUGCAAGAAGGGCUUUUACACUCGCCGGAAGCUCGGCUCUGCCCUCGCCGGAUUCUUUAAAAAAGUCCCAUAUGCUCAGAGACUUUGCGCCUGUUCAUUGGGGGAGCUAGGAAGCCCAGAGCACUUGCUCUUUAGAUGUCCCUUUUAGGAAGAGGCACGUAGUGAGACCACUGAUCCCCUGCUGGUGAGGCUCGCUGACCUCCCGGGAAAGCAAAAAUUGACCUUUUCCUGUUAGGCAAAGAUCAUAAGACGACCCGGAUGGUCGCCAGAUUCUGUGUACAGAUCUGUAGGCGCAGACCAUCCCCUGGCUCAAACUAGUUCGUUAAGAAAAUCCCCAAACUCGGUUACAUGGGUGAUUCUGGGUCAUCUCUCUGCGGUAGCUUAUCUUAAAGUUUUAAGUGUCUAUACGCUUAUCGCAUUUAUAAAUUUCAAAUUUAUUGGUGUACAUUGUUUUAAAUGUUUGUUUUGCUUCUGGGAUUGUAGCCCCAAGUGUGUUUUAUAAGCUGGUCUCUGACCGUAAUAAAUUAUCUGUCUAUCUAUCUACAUGUAAUCUUUAGCACCCUCGAAUUCUAGAGUUGGAAGGGACCCAUGAGGGUUGUCUAGUCUUAAUCCCCUGCUGUGCAGAAAUUAGCACUAGAAAAUCCAUGGCAGGUGGCUAUCCAACCUCAGCUUAGAAACCUCCAAGGAAGGAGAGUCCGCCAGCUCUGGAGCGAGACCGUUCCACAUCAGAAAGUUCUUCCUGGUGUUUAGUCCGAAUCUCCUUCCUUGUCGUUCGAAUCCAAUGGUCCAAGUCCAGCCCCCUGGGGCAGCAGAAAGCAAGCUUAGUCUUAGCUCAGCUGUGUUUGCCUUUGAGAGAGAGAGAUACACACAUUUCCUCAUGUAAAGAUGGACAGAUCUGUCAAUCUUAUUCCCCCCCUCAUUGGUUUUUUGUUGUUGUUGUUUUAAAAAAGAAUUUUGGUUAUAAUAAUUAAUGAUACAGAGGAAAAGAAAAGUGAGAGGGAAAAGAUGUGUAGAAUACAUCUAACAGAUGUAGGCUUUGUUUGGAUAAAUGUAACAAUAUUUGUAGUUAUAGGUAGGUAGCCAUGUUGGUCUGCCGUAGUCAGAACAAAAUAAAUAAAAUAAAAUAAAAUAAAAUAAUAAAAAAUUUCCUUCCAGUAGCCCCUUAGAGACCAACUAAGUUUUUUAUUGGUAUGAGCUUUCGUGUGAAGAAGUGUCCAUGCACAUGAAAGCUCAUACCAAUAACAAACUUAGUUGGUCUCUAAGGUGCUACUGGAAGGAAUAUUUUUAUUUUUUACUUUUAUUUUUAUUUUGUUUCAACAAUAUUUGGUAUGAGUUUAUACAGAAUGCAGUAGGAUUUUAACAUCUACAUACAUAUGUAUUAGGAUACAUAUGUAUUAGGAUAAUAAAGUCAUAUCUAUUUAAGAAUGUAUGAGAGUAUAUUACAUUGCAUCCUUGCAUACGGUUUCUGUCUUUCUUCCUCCUUAUUGUUCACUUAGCCACCUUUCCACAUUAGUUUGCAAAGCUUUUUCUUUUUUAAAAAUAAUAAUAAUCCUCCUGAAGAUUCAUCAGAAUUUUGUUGUGCAGUUAUCCUAUAAUUUAUUUAUUUUCCAUAAUAAAAUAUAUAUACCGCUUGAUUGUAGGUAAAAACAUCUAUGUGUCCUGCAGGAAAUAUUAAAAACAUUAAUGAAAGUAGUUUAAAAUGUUUGGAAAUAAUUAAAAUUAGCAGUAAAAUAUAUUAAAACACGUCAAAAUAUCGACAUGUCCAGCCUGGGUAUGUUUGCAUAAAAAAAAAUGUUGAUUUCAAUCGGCAGGGAGUUCCAUAAGGUAUACCUUUUGGUAUGCAAUGUUGCAUACUGUACAAACUUUGCAAGCAAUUUUAAAAAUAUUUUCACUAAUGCAUGCAUCUUUAUGCACAUACUAUUUGCCUGGAAAACUGCAUUGCAAAAUGAUGAUGAUGAUGAUUUAAAUUUCCAUUCCACCCUUCAUCUGAGGAUCAUUGGGUGGUUUACAAUAUAAAAACACAAAAAUACAUAAUAUAGUAGCAAACAGAAACAAUACCCACCCCCAAGUUUAAAAGGCUAGGGCUAGGAGAAGAGGAACGUUUUUGCCUAGUGUCUAAAGAUACGAAGUGAAGGCACCAGGCAGGCCUCCCUGGGGACAGCAUUCCACAAGCAGGGAGCCACCACAGAAAAGGCCCUGUUCUCGUGUUGCCACCCUCCAGACCUCUUGCAGAGGAGGCUCCUCCUAAAUAUCUUGGAAAUUGGACCCAAGUAAGAAGUGUGUUGGUGGGACACGGGUGGCGCUGUGAGUUAAACCACAGAGCCUAGGACUUGCCGAUCAGAAGGUUGGCGGUUCGAAUCUGAUGGGGUGAGCUCCCGUUGCUCAGUCCCUGCUCCUGCCAACCUAGCAGCUCGAUAGCACGUCAAAGUGCAAGUAGAUAAAUAGGUACCGCUCCGGCGGGAAGGUAAACAGCGUUUUCGUGCGCUUCUCUGGUUCGCCAGAAGCGGCUUAGUGCUGCUGGCCACAUGACCCGGAAGCUGUAUGCUGGCUCCCUCGGCCAAUAAAGCGAGAUGAGCACCGCAACCCCAGAGUCGGCCACGACUGGACCUAAUGGUCAGGGGUCCCUUUACCUUUACCUUAAGAAGUGUGUUCUUGCUUGCCUCAUCACAGUUGAGCCAGAUCAGUGAAAAAACUGACCAGCAGGUAUAGUCAGCUCAUGGAACUCAUUGCCACAAGAACCCACUGGCUGGCUGUGGCUCUCCAGGGUUUCAGACUCCGGGGUCUUUUCCAUCCUGAUCUGGAGGUGUCCCUGGGCAACAGGCAAACCUCCCCACUUGCAAGCUGAAUUAACGCUUUGUCACUUGACAUGGAAACGAGAAAGGGAGAUUUAGGGGCUGUAUGAUUUCCAACAGCAAGACAGGAACACAGGAUCUUGCGUGAUUCUGGACCGUUUUGAAAAAAGCAUCGCCCAAAAAAAUAAAAGGGGGGAUGGAAACACUGAGUGGUGGAGAGGGGCAGAAUACCAGAAAAUAGGCAGAGUGUCCUUAUUGAAAACGGGGGGGGGGGGCAGUGUGUAUGCCCUGAAUGGGGGCGGGGAGUAUUAUUAAUUUUAUAUUUGUUUAAAAAGUUUUAAAGGUGCUCCUCUCUACCAGUGGUUCAGUCAGGGCAUGUGAGCAGUCCUCAGUGAUGAGGGCUUUUAUCGCACCAGGAUGGAUGAGCAAUAAUCAAUAACGGUCUCGUUAGGAGCACAGUUCACUCCUGGGAAGGGGCGGGCAGAGCCUGCCAGAGACUUUGUCAAGCCCAGUGAGCAGCUACAAUUCCGAGCACAAUUCAAAGUGUUGGUGCUGACCUGUAAAGCCCUAAACAGCCUCCAUCCUGUAUACCUGAAGGAGCGUCUCCACCCCCUUCGUUCUGCCUGGACACUGAGGUCCAGCGCCGAGGGCCUUCUGGCGGUUCCCUCCCUGCGAGAAGCCAAGUUACAGGGAACCAGGCAGAGGGCCUUCUCGGUGGUGGCACCCUCCCACCAGAUGUCAAAGAGAAGAACAACUACCAGACUUUUAGAAGACAUCUGAAGGCAGCCCUGUUUAGGGAAGCUUUUAAUGUUUAAUAGACUACUGUAUUUUAAUAUUCUGUUGGAAGCUGCCCAGAGUGGCUGGGGAAACCCAGCCAGAUGGGUGGAGUAUAAAUAAUAAUAAUCAUUAUUAUUAUUAUUAUUAUUACAUAUAAUAAUAAUGGCAUAGAUGCAGGUGGGAGGUCUUAGAGGGGCAAGGCUUUGGAGGAGAGUGAGUAGAUCAAAGUGUUGGUGCCACUACAAAGAAGGCCCCCUGCCCAGCAUCCUGGCAGAUCAAAACUGAGGGAGGGAGGGAGGUGGUUUUUGCUAGGGUGGGGGGAAGAGAGGAUUAGCUCCUCUUCCCAAAACCAGAAUGAAAAGCGGGUCUCCCUGAGGCAGCUCCUAGCCCUGGAUUGCAACAACAACAACAACAACAACAACAGCAACAAUAAUAAUAAUUCUACAAAUCACUUUCAAGGGACGCAUUUCAUACCCUGUCUAGAAAGAGUCUCUGGGGCUCAUUCAGCAGAGCUGUGACACCUCAGUCACAACCUGAAAUGGCUGUUCUGCAAUUGUGGGGGGCAAGUCAUUUGGUGGGGUUUGGAGAAUAUUUCCUGAGGUGUUUUUUUGGGGGGAGGGGGGCAUAUGACCUAACACUGGAAGCUGCAACCUUUUAAAGUCUAAAAAACCCGAGGCUUUGUAAGUUUGAGCAGGAACGGACUUGUGGAACGAGCUUCUGGACCAUUUACCUUGCAGGGUGGAGUGGAUGAAGAGCUGCCGGUUUGCAGGGCUUAAUUGGGGUUGGAACAACUUGUGUAAUUGCAAUUACAGGCAGGCACACACACACACACACACACACACACACACACACACACAAACACCAGUUAACCCUGAAGUUUUAGCUCCACAGAUGUGCACAUACCACAAUUUGUAUUUUAAUCAAUUGUUUUUAUACCUGGUGUUAGCCGCCCUGAACCUGGUCUUGGCUGGGGAGGGUGGGGUAUAAAUAAAAUUUAUUAUUAUUAUUAUUAUUAUUAUUAUUAUUAUUAUUAUAUCUGAUCGUGGGCACCCCAAACUGCCCUGUCUUGUCUUAAAAAAGGACCUUGAGGAGUUGUGGGGAAAGUGCAGAAAAGGGUGACCAAAGUUAUCCUGUCCCUAUUUGCACCCUGUUGUGGGAUAGCUCAGUCCAUAGAGCAGGCAUUGGCAAAUUCGGCCCUCCAGAUGUUUUGGGACUACAACUCCCAUCAUCCUUGACCACUGGUUCUGCUAGCUAGGGAUGAUGGGAGUUGUAGUCCCAAAACAUCUGGAGGGCUGAGUUUGCCAAUGCCUGCCGUAGAGCGUGAGGGCUCUUGAACUCAGGGUCGUGUGUUCGAGCCCCAGGUUGGGCAAAAAGAGUCCUGCGUUGCAGGGGGUUGGACUAGAUGACCCUCAUGAUCCCUUCCAACUCUACAAUUCUACGAUUCCCUAUACAUGAAGCCGCCAUUAGCCCAUCUAGUGCAGUUUUGUCUGCACUGACUGGCAGCAGCUGUCCCAAGAGCUCAGGCAGGGAGAGAUUCCUUGGAGGCGCUGGGUUUGAACCUGCUCUACCCACUAGGCUAUAGGCCCUCCCCUAAAAAAAAUGGAGGUUUUCGUUUAACGGGGAAAAGUGAUUAAGAAGGUACUUGGUUAAAUAAAGUAUAGAUGAAGAAAAAGUAGAUAGAAAUGUGUGUGUGUGUGUGUAAUAUCCUCUCUCUUGCAUAGUAUUUCCUCACUUGGGUUCAUCCAUUUAAUCUCAACCAAUCCACAAAAUGAAUUUCACUAUGUCACUCAGCAGAUAAUUAAACUUGUGGAACUCACUGCCACAAGAUGUUGUUGCAGCAGCAGCCGGAUGGCUUUAAAGUGGGGAGGGGGAAUUAGAUAAAUUCAUGGAGAAGGAGAGGUCUAUCAAUGGCUGUUGGUCAAGAUAGCUAAAAGGGAACCUCCCUAUUCCGAUGCAAGCUACCUGUUGCUGGACAGCAAUCGCAGCAGUUGAUCGGUUGAGGUGGCUGGCUGGACAAAGAGCAGGGAGCAGGGGUUGGGUCUCAGGUGCCACCAAACUGAAUUAUCUCUGUGAAUAGAUUAAUCAACUAAAACAAAAGUUGAUUGAAACUUUAACUGCAAGGGGGCAGAUUUUAAUUGUAAAAAGGGGGGGAAAGCUGGUUUUGCUGCUUUACUUUGAGAGAGCGUGACUGAAGAUGGCUUCUCUGCUUAACUGGUAUACCUUGUUCCCAAUUCAUGGUUUCUCUGAAGUGACUCAGGCAGGCAGCUCCUCUGAGAUUUCUAACUGGUCAGAUAAUUGUGUUCAAAAGGCUGAAUACGGGGCUGAGCAGGCGCCUUAGCUCAGAGUCAGCCCCGUGAUUUUCUUGCGCCGUGAAGUAACGGGAAAAUAUCCGAUGCAUUCUCAUUGCAGGCGGAGACCUUUCGCCCCAGAUGCUCUCGGAGAUGAGGGAGACGAACCAGGUUCUGCGGCAGAUCACAGAACUGCUGAAACAGCAGGUAAGGGAGGCGCGAAGCCAGUCGCACCCUCCUCCUUUUAAGUUAAAAAGGAGAAAAAUAUUAAAACACCUGAACCCUACAUAGCCAUUCCCCACCAUCAAAUUAUGUGCUAAUUGCACACAGGCUAUUUGCAUACCAGAUCUUUUUUAAAUAACAACAACAACGGUUUUCCUUAAGCAUUUGAUAAUUAUUUCAGUUCCAGGAUUCUACUGUUGGUAGAGUAAUAAUUUGUUUUGCAUGGGGUCACCUCUAUCCAACCCAAGCUGUAGGAUUUUCCUCAUUUGCAGUGUUCUCUAGUGCUUGCCAAGCUUUCAUAAGGACUAGAAACUUGCAAAGAAACUGCAAGUGGAGGAUGCAGGCUGCAGGGUGACGUUGGUCAGCAUCCCACCCCAGAUGCCAAAUCCUGGCUUUAGGUAAAGGUUACCAGAUUUUUUUUCAAUGAAUCCAGGGACGCUUUUCAACUUCAAUGGAUUUUGUAUGGGGACUGGUUUGUAAAUCCGGGGACCGUCCCUGGGAAAUGGGGACGUCUGGUAACCUACUUGUUACACCUGGGGAAGCCUCUUUUGCAUUGCAUCCACCUAAACUAAUGGACUGGAUUAAACCGUGUCCUUUCAUUUCAGUGGGUCUGUCUGAGCAUGGCCACCGUUUGAGAACAUCCCCAAGAACUGAUUCUGUAGCCCUGAUUAUAAUGGACAAGAAGCAAUUACCAUAGCUGUCAACUUUCAGAUUUGAAAAUAAGGGAUCAGCAGCCUCACCUGUCCCAGGGACAGUCUACGGUAUAUCUAACAAUCCGGGAUAGCAGCGGGAAGCAGCGGGAAACGGCUCUGGAAUAAGGGAAUUUCCCGCAAAAAAGGGAAGGUUGACAGCUAUGGCAAUUACAAUAUUGUGACCUGGGAGAACAUGGCAAGGAUCCUGAACCUAAAGAGUGAAAGUCUGGGCCAAUCCAACCUCCAAAAUCUCCUGAAAGGGAGAGAGGGAGUUUUUUAAAAAAUAAAUAAAAUCUAUUGAGGGUCACAUUCCCUUGGGGAUAAUCUGUCAGGGGCUAAAAGUGGACAGGGUCAUUCAUAUAUAUAUAUAUAGUUGUUGUUUAGUCGCUUAGUCAUGUCCGACUCUUCGUGACUCCCUGGACCAGAGCACGCCAGGCACUCCUGUCUUCCACUGCCUCCCGCAGUUUGGUCAAACUCAUGUUGGUCUCUUCGAGAACACUGUCCCACCAUCUUGUCCUCUGGCGUCCCCUUCUCCUUGUGCCCUCCAUCUUUCCCAACAUCAGGGUCUUUUCCAGGGAGUCUUCUCUUCUCAUGAGGUGGCCAAAGUCUUGGAGCCUCAGCUUCAGGAUCUGUCCUUCCAGUGAGCACUCAGGGCUGAUUUCCUUCAGAAUGGAGAGGUUUGAUCUUCUUGCAGUCCAUGGGACUCUCAAGAGUCUCCUCCAGCACCAGAAUUCAAAAGCAUCCAUUCUUUGGCGAUCAGCCUUCUUUAUGGUCCAGCUCUCACUUCCAUACAUCACUACUGGGAAAACCAUAGCUUUAACUAUAGGGACCUUUGUCAGCAAGGUGAUGUCUCUGUUUUUUAAGAUGCUGUCUAGGUUUGUCAUUGUUUUUCUCCUAAGAAGCAGGCAUCUUUUAAUUUUGUGCUUCUUGGGAGAAAAGCAAUGACAAACCUAGACAUAUUCCUUCCCACCCAACAAGAGAGAGACAGAGCACCCCUGAUGUGUGAAGAUGACUCCCCCCCUCAGCUUCCUUCCAUCACUCCAUUCAUUCCCCCCCAUGGCACUGGAAAUUAGGCUGUGGGUGCACCACAGUUCCCCACCCCUUAUUUAGACCAAUUAAUUUAUCCACCCCCAGGACUAGAUUAUUGGGACAGACCACAGGGCAGCGGCAAGUUUGGGAGGAGGUGCUUUUGCCUUACUUUGCCUUACUUGUCUACUUGUCCCCAGAGGUGCCUUGCUGCACACCCAGCGGAAACAAAAUGCCGGGUGGAAUUUCCCUCUGGCCCACCCAACAGAUCUCUGCUUAUGUCCUGCCUCUCCAGUUAGGAGCAAAUAAAUCUCUAGGGGGAGAAGGAAGGAUAGGUCUCUGAUCAUCAGAUGCCCAUUGCAGAAAACCCACAAGUGAGAUUCAAGCCCCACUUUCUCAACGGUCCUUCUUUGGGCUCCAGCCCCUCUUGGCACUGGACACCCGCAUUUGGUAUUAGUGGGAAUGUCAGCAUAACAGACUCUCUAUGCCACAUAGCAGAGGAGAAGCACAUUGGCUUCCCAGAGGGUGUUUUUUCCCAGCAUCCUAGGCCCUCCAAGUGCCCUUGUUGUAAACAAAAUCUGCCCUUUUCCCUUAUGGGGUAUCCAAGAGCCCAUAUAGAGUCCUUACAUAGGUUCCCUAUUGGUAGGAGAAAAUAACAGGCCAACCAGAGAAUAUUGGGAAGCAAAGCAGCAAGUAAGCUUGAUCUUUAUUGAUCUGUUGCAACAGGGUGCUCCCCUCACACGAAGGAGAAGGAGGAGGAACCCAGAACAAUGGCGCACAAGGCCUUAUAUAGACAAUUUAAAUUCCCUGCCCUGGAGCUCCAGACCACCCCUCCAUACAUCAUACAUACAUCACAGAAGGGGUGUAACCCAAGACCACCACCCCAGAUACAUCAUACCUACAUCAUAGAAAAGGCGGUCUACAACAGAAAUCUGAGCGCGUUGUUUAUCUCCUGUCUGACAGGUUACCUGUUAAUGCUCACUUGAUUGGAUACCCUGGGGAGCCUGGCCAGUCUUUUGUAAUGAUAAAUACUUAGUUCCUGAGCCAGGUCACAGGCUCACACCCUAUCAUAUCUUAAAUGUGCCCUUAAGACAGGAUUUGUGAGGAAAGAGACAAUGGGGAGGUUUCCUGACCCGCUCCCUUCAUUGCAGGGAAAACAUUUGAUCAGUUUGGGAAUCAAAAUGGUCUCAGGUCGGUCUUCCUGUGCUGAUCUAUAUACGUGCUUGGUUGGUACACUUAUGAACAUUUAACAUAUAUCUAAGAUGUGGGUGGCGCUGUGGGUUAAACCACAGAGCCUAGGACUUGCUGAUCAGAAGGUCGGCGGUUUGAAUCCCCGCGACGGAGUGAGCUCCUGUUGCUCAGUCCCUGCUCCUGCCCACCUAGCAGUUCGAAAGCACCUCAAAGUGCAAGUAGAUAAAUAGGUACUGCUCCAGUGGGAAGGUAAACGGCGUUUCUGUGCGCUGCUCUGGUUCGCCAGAAGCGGCUUAGUCAUGCUGGCCACAUGACCCAGAAGCUGUAUGCUGGCUCCCUUGGCCAGUAAAGCGAGAUGAGCGCCACAACCCCAGAGUCGUCCGCGACUGGACCUAAUGGUCAGGGGUCCCUUUACCUUUAAGACCUCAAAAUUCCUAUCACACCCCUAUUUCCCAGGGACAGUCCUGGAUUUACAGAAGCCGUCCCGGUUUAUGAUUUGAUCCCAGAACGUCCCGCUUUUCCUUAGGACACCCCUGUUCCCACUGGAGAAAUGUUGGAGGGCAGGCAGCAAGAUGGCUGCCCCGAUGUUCUGAGGGCGAAACAUCGUCUGGGGGUCUUCCGCCCUUGGCCAUCCAAAGUCUGCUUUGUCCAGCUGCCUCUCUCUUGUGUAACUCCACAUUCCAGACGCGCUUUCCCUUCCACCCCCGGCUCCCUGGCCGCCUCUCCCUGCCAGCAAACUGGAAAAGCAGACUGGCCCUCUCUGUGCCAGGACAAACUCUUGAGGAGCCGGGGGGCCUCCGGGGGGAGUCGCCGCCGUGCGUUCCUCUCCGGCCGUCCUUGCCGAGAUGAAGUCAGAGCUUCCCCAGGCAGCUGGGACGCCUCCGCUCGCAAGCCUCUCGCCGGGGGCCAGAUGGACCUAGCAGUCCCGUCCAUCAGGGGCCUGUCUUUUCAAAAAGACAGAAAACCCUUUUAUGAAGGAGAGAGCUCUUGAACUCAGGUCCUGCUUGCAGGCUUCUCAUAAUGGCGUCCGGUUGCCCACUGGGGGAACAGAAAGCAUUGACCCUCUCCCCAUCACUGACCCCCUAUUCUCUAUUCAUGGAGGAAAAGGCUUUAAUUUGAAUUCAGCCUGACCUUUUAUUUCCCUUCCCUUCCUUUCCCACCCCUUUUAUGAAGAUUACCCGCUCUGAGACCCCACAGCUAAUUCUCCCCUGGCCUCCUCGCUGGCCCAAGUAGGACCAAUUCAGCCAGCUAGUCCUGGGGAUUAUCUAAUGCUUAUUUCCCCAAAACUGAUUUUUGAAUUUUAUUGUUAUUCAUGUUUUUAUACUGUAUUUUAUGCUGCUUUUAUAAUUAAGCGUUUUAAAUUUGUUGUUAGCUGCCCUGAGCCCGGUUUUUGAAGCGGGAAGGGCGGGGUAUAAAUAUUAUUAUUAUUAUUAUUAUUAUUAUUAUUAUUAUUAUCACAGUGGCUACCAGCCACAUUGGCUAUAUGCGCAGUAGAAGGCAGCAAUGUUUUUGAGUACCUAUCCCAGGAAACACUGGCCACUGCAAGAACAGUAUGCUGGACUUUGGGGUCCCUGUUUGGCCCGAUCUGCUUACAUUCUUAAGGCUUUGUGGGAGGGAAUCAACAUGGGCAAAGUCUUUCGGCCACUGCUUGCGUCAGUGGCUAGGUAGAGCUUCCAAGGUCAGAGGCAGGCUACCUCUGCACAUAGCAGCUUCUGGGGAGGAACAACGAGGUGUGGGCUGUCUGGUCGUAUGGCUAGGCACUUAAAAGAUUUGAGGUUUACGAGGACAAUGAGGUCUGCAUAAACUUAGCCGUUUCUUUUUUUAUUUAUUUAUUUUCAAUGCAAAAUCAUAACAAAAAUUACAAACAUUAAAUCCAAAAUAAAGCAGUACAAACAAGAAAAAAAAUGAGAAAAAACAACAAAAACCAAAAACACACAUCUACAAAUAAAACCAUAUCAUCCUUCUAAUCGUUACGUACGUAUACACAUAUUGACAUCCUUCCUUUGUUCUAAGACUUCGAAAUUUUUUCUCUUUGUUUUGUCUAAUGUAGAUGACCUCUAUCUUUAUACUUUUUGCACCAUUUUUCUCUUUCUUUAACCCUGCAAAGCUUCAUUCAUUACAUACCGAUUUACUUACUCUAGAGCAAUGGUUUUUUUAUAUACUCUUUAGCACAUCCCCGUUCUUUUAAUAAUUUUUGGUCCAAUUGGACCAUAAACUUAGCAGUUUCUAUUGCCUGGAGUUAAAAUUUGGAUUUUCAGUGUUACAGAAGAGCAGACCAGAAUAAUCCCCCACCCACAUCAGCCCAGGUGAAUUAUUCAAUGCAUUUGCUACCCACACCCAGUUCGUUCUUCUUUUCAUUUACACAAAGACACCCCCCCCCCAAAUUAAUUUCCCAACCCUCCUUGCUUCAGAUCAGUUCAAUUCCCCUUCAAUCACAUGCGCUCAUCCUCCCCAAGAAAUCAUUUCUACAUAAAGUCAUCUUAAUUUAUUCCCGCCCAUCACAUUCAUUAAUAUCAUACCCAUUAAACUCAGACCAACCCUCUCCAAAAAUCCACUACACUUGAGGAAGACGAGGGGCUUAUGGCAACUUAUGGACCCAGCACUAACAAUUAAUUUGGCACUUUGUCGCUGUCAGUCGAGCCUCCACCAUCAAGAGCAGCCUACCUUCAACUAGAAGCAUAUUACAGGGGGUAGUUUUCUUUAUUGUGCUGUUGGGUGGGGGGCAUCAUGGUUGCUCACUGUUGGGUCUAGUUUGAUAUCACAAAGCAGUUCCCUUGCUCCUUCUGUUUUGCCAUUUCUUUUCUUUUUUUAAUAAUAAAUUUUAUUAGUAUUUUCCACACAACAACAACAGCACGAAAAAUAUCGUAAAAUAGCAAUACACAAAACACGAAAACCAGCAUACAAAAAAACACAAAACCACAAAUCCAUAUCUUACAAGUUAACAAUAUAAACAUUAAAAACAAAAAGAAACAUUGACUUCCACCAAUCCCACAGCACCUCCUUUACCUCUCAUUGUGUCUUCCUGUUUUCCUUAUCCUCUCUAUCCUAGCAUCUAGAUAUACAUUAUUAUUAUUAUUAUUAUUAUUAUUAUUAUUAUUAUUUAUUUAUACCCCGCCCAUCUGGCUGAGUUUCCCCAGCCACUCUGGGCAGCUUCCAACCAAGUGUUAAAAACAACACUGCAUUAAACAUUAAAAACUUCCCUAAACAGGGCUGCCUUCAGAUGUCUUUUAAAAAGAAGAUAGCUGCUUAUUUCCUUUACAUCUGGUGGGAGGUUGUUCCACAGGGCGGGCGCCACUACCAAGAAGGCCCUCUGUCUGGUUCCCUGUACCUUGGUUUCUCGCAGUGAGGGAACCGCCAGAAGGCCCUCAGGAGAUGGACCCAGUUGUCCGGGCUGAGCAAUGGGGGUGGAGACGCUCCUUCAGGGAUACUGGGCCGUUUAGGGCUGUCAAGGUCAGCACCAACACAGCCAAUGUAGAUCUCUCAGGACCGGUGUUAUGUGGUCCCAGCGGCCGCUCCCAGUCUAGCUGCCGCAUUCUGGAUUAGUUGUAGUUUCCGAGUCACCUUCAAAGGUAGCCCCACGUAGAGCGCAUGGCAGUAGUCCAAGCGGGAGAUAACUAGAGCAUGCACCACUCUGGCAAGACAGAGUUUCUUAUCCUUUCACUUCACAAGGUUAUUCCUUUGCUCUGCCAUUUCUGGAAAAAAGAAAAGGAACUUUUCACAAGCUCUUGCGCUGCUCUCUUCUAACUGCACACCCAUCCAUCUUCAGCCUCUGCCCUUUCGAAAUAUACGUUUUCAAAAGGGGGCACAUCUCCAAAAUAAGGUCACGCAUGCCCUUGUCACUUUGAGGUUGGGUGGUGUUUGUCAGUUUCUCCUGAAAUAUACAAACCAUCCACCCACAAAACGCAGAAAGAAAUUAAAAUAAAUAAAAAAUCUGGCAGUGGAAGCUAAAACCACCACGGGUCCCUUUAGGCCUGCACUGCCCAGGUUUACAGGAAGGUCUGGGUUAGAUUAAAGCUUCUUAAAAAACCGCAACACGUUGGCAACAGUUUAAUUGCGAGCUGGAAAGCAAACGGUGACCCUCCAGCUUUCUGCCGGAUGAGGUGAUUACCUCAAGUAGACCUUCUGCUGUUCCCCGGCUGGGGUAGUUCUUCCUGCCUUCAAGGCCAAAUCCAGAUGGGAACGGGGUCCAGACUUUAUCUACCAAGCCAGUUUUAACAGAUAGUCCCUCGUUUUUCUCAGGAACGCCCCUAGGGAACUCAAAACGGCACACACUAGGCGAUACAUUAAUUGGCAUUUGGCCUCGUUACCUCCACCCUGGGCAAAAAGCAGGGGCGAAACUAGGCUUUAUUUCACCCGGGUCAAAGACCCAGAUUGGCACACACACACCCCAUGCACAUUUGUGUACACACACACAAGCAGGUUGGGAGCCUCUAUGGCACCCCUCUGGAGGUCUCACCCGGUGCAAAAAAAACCAACAACUGGCCCCUGCCCCUGUAGCUAAAGGUAAAGGUAAAGGGACCCCUGACCAUUAGGUCCAGUCAUGACCGACUCUGGGGUUGUGGCGCUCAUUUCGCUUUAUUGGCCAAGGGAGCCGGCGUACAGCUUCCGGGUCAUGUGCCCAGCAGGACUAAGCCACUUCUGGCGAACCAGAGCAGCGCACGGAAACGCCAUUUACCUUCCCGCUGGACUGGUACCUAUUUAUCUACUUGCACUUUGAGGUGCUUUCGAACUUCUAGGUUGGCAGGAGCAGGGACUGAGCAAUGGGAGCUCACCCCGUCUUGGGGAUUCGAACCGCCAACCUUCUGAUUGGCAAGUCCUAGGCUCUAUGGUGCCACCCGUGUCCCCUCCCCUGUAGCUAUGGCUCUGCAAAAAGGCACAUCUUCAGCUGGUGCCAGCAAAUAAUUAUUAUUAUUAUUAUUAUUAUUAUUAUUAUUAUUAUUAUUAUCAGGUUGCACCAGCCACUCUGGGCAGCUUCCAACAAAUUAAAACACAGUAAGAUAUAAUGAAAAACAUUAACAGUUUUUAUCUCUAUAGUUCCUUAUGAUGGGAGGGUGUCCCACAGGGUAGGUGCCACUACCAAAAAGGCCCUCACAGCGAGGGAACUGCCAGAAGGCCCUGGGAGCUGGACCUCAGGGUCUGGGCUGAACAAUGGGGGUGGAAACGCUCCUUCAGGUAUACUGGGCCGAGGCCAUUUAGGGCAAGCUUCCUCAGCCUCGGCCCUCCAGAUAUUUCUGGCCUACAACUCCCAUGAUCCCUAGCUAGCAGGACCAGUGGUCAGGGAUGCUGGGAAUUGUAGUCUCAAAACAUCUGGAGGGCCAAGGUUGAGGAAGCCUGAUUUAGGGCUUUCAAGGUCAGCACCAACACUCUGAAUUGUGCUUGGAAACGUACUGGGAGCCAAUGCAGGUCUUUCAGGACUGGUGUUAUAUGGUCUCAGCGGCUGCUCCCAGUCACCAAUCUAGCUGCAGCAUUCUAGCAUCAUCCCAGGGCAUCAUGGGAGAAAAAUGGCAGCCCCCUCCCCUCCAAAAAUUAUGUUCUGGCCUCAUCAAUAUAGUCUGCAACUAAAGACAGCAAGGCCAGAAAGAGGGGGGAAAUUGGGGUGGCGGAUUCUAAACAGGAUUAGAUAUCCUGUUAGGUAUUCUGAGGUAUCACUGUAUUAUUAUUAUUCCACAUAGGAAUCACCAGUCAAUGCUGAACGCAACAGUCAGUUGCUCUUCCCAAGGAAUUCUGGGAAUUAUAACUGUAAAGGAAAUGGGGCCAUUCUCAGCAACAAACUACAGCUCCCAGGAUUCUUUGGGAGGGAAGCCAUGACAGUUUAAAGUGGUAUAAAACUGCUUUAAAUGUAUGGUCUGGAUAUUUAGUUGGAUCCAUCCCAGAAACCAGGGGUGGUACAUGACAAGUAAAGGCAGAAAGGUAAAGGACCCCUGGACGGUGAAGUCCAGUCAAAGGCACUCAUCUCGCCUUCAGGCCAAGGAUGCCGGCAUUUGUCCACAGACAGUUUUCCGGGUCAUGUGGCCAGCAUGAUUAAAGCACUCCUGGCACAACGGGACACCGUGAUGGAAGCCAGGAAAUGCUGUUUACCUUCCCGCCACAGUGGUACCUAUUUAUCUACUUGCACCAGUGUGCUUUUGAACUGCCAGGUUGGCAGGAGCUGGGACAGAGCAACGGGAGCUCACCCCGUCACGGGGAUUCGAACCACUGACCUACUGAUCAGCAAGCCCAAGAGGCUCAGUGGUUUAGACCACAGCUCCAGCCACGUCCCUAUUAGAAACACAACACACACUUGGAGAAACGGAUGGAAAUCUUCGGAGAGACUUAUUAGUGUGAAGUUUAAAUUCAAUUUUACUACAACCCAUCUGGCCGGGUUGCCCACCUAAAGUGUUAGGAUCCACCAUACUGCAUGUCUGGAUUUCAUCAGGACUGUUUCCAAUAUUGAUGAAACAACCAUCAUGUUGCAUUUUGUUACUUCUGUGGACUAUAUUUUUUGUUUCUUUCAAAAAGUUAAUAAAAGCUUUUAUAAAAUAGGACUAACUUAGCCAGCUAGCCCUGGUGAUCCUCUAACGUUUAUUGGAUGGAUCUUCCCACUAAAUUAAUUUUUGAAUUCUGAAUUUAUUGUUAUUCACGUUUUAUACUGUAUUUUAUGCUGUUUUUGUUGCAUCAAUUAAAUGUUUUAAAUUUGUUGUUAGCUGCCCUGAGCCUGGUUUCUGAACCGGGAAGGGCGGGCUAUAAAUAUUAUUAUUAUUAUUAUUAUUAUUAUUAUCAUCAUCAUCAUCAUCAUCAUCAAAAGCAACAACCACCCCACAAGGUUGGGACAGAACAAUAUUGAGAGCAACUUUUGCUAAGGGCUUUCUUUUGUUCCAGGAGGUUCAGAAGAAGAAAAACCUCAGAAAUAAUUUUUCUCAGAAGCAUGUCGCCUGGGACAUUUCAGCUCGGCUCUGCUUUUGUAUACUUGGCCUUUGGGUCGGAAACUGAGCUUCCCUCCCCUCCCACCCCCCCCACCCCCAGUCACCAAGGAAGGGGCUGUAAACUGGUGUUUAUUUUCACCAUUGUUUUGCAGAUCAAGGAGCUCACCUUCUUGAAGAACACCGUGAUGGAGUGCGAUGCUUGUGGUAAGUCUGUGUCAAAGGUAUCUCCAUACAGACCCAUUUCUUGGAAGAGUUUAAAAUGAGAUGCAUUCCUUAAAAGCUAGCAAUUGGAGUGAAUGGCGCUUUGUGCAUGCCCAGAGGCAUCCUGGCCCCCAGGCGUCCCCUCCUGCAAAAGAGGGAGAGGACCAUAAGGUCCUUAUUGCAACCAGAUUUCAUCUCAGCUACCAGGUGCAACCAGCCAGCCGUAAGGGGCCAGAGCGCUGCCGCCUGAGCGCACCACCCAAGGCGUGGCCCCUAAUCGCCUAAUAGCGCAUGGCUGGGUGUGCACUGCAAUUUCUGCCUGGCUGCAGCUGAAGGACAACCAGCCUGGCCUUUCUCCCUCUCCCUUGCUCCCUGGCAACCCACUAAUGGCAGCUGCUAGUCCUGCUCCAGCACAUAGCAGCUCUGAGCAUCAUCUCGUCCAAUCCCCUGCAAGGCAGAAAUAAUGUGCAGCUGCCCCAUGUGGGGAUCGAACCUGCAACCUUGGGAUUAUCAGCACCACACGGGUAAAGGGACCCCUGACCGUUAGUUCCAGUCGUGGCCGACUCUGGGGAUGCGGCGCUCAUCUCGCUUUACAGGCCAAGGGAGCCAACGUUUGUCCGCAGACAGUUUUUCUGGGUCAUGUGGCCAGCAUGCUUAAGCCGCUUCUGGCGAACCAGAGCAGCGCACAGAAACGCCGUUUACCUUCCUGCAAGAGUGGUACCUAUUUACCUACUUGCACUGGCAUACUUUCAAACUGCUAGGUGGGCAGGAGCAGGGACCGAGCAACGGGAGCUCACCCCGUCGUGGGGAUUCGAACCACCGACCUUCUGAUCGGCAAGCCCUAGGCUCAGUGGUUAGAUAAAGGUUCCCUGGAUGGUUAAGUCCAGUCAAAGGGGUUUAUGGGGUUGCGGCACUCAUCUCGCUUCAGGCCAUGGCUGUUUCAAGGGGCGCCAUAAUGCUUUAAAUGUAUGGUGUUAACGUGGCUUGAGAGGAAGGAAGAGGAAUAUGGUGGCCAGCUGGCUGUGAGGGAGAGGGCAGACAGGAGGGAGAUGACUGUGGUUGCUGGGGCAGUGCCCCAUUCGCCCCUAACAGACCAGCCUCCAGUGGGGGCAGCCCAACUCCUUUGUUUCCUUGUCUUCCAGGGAUUGGUACAGGAGCAACUGGCCCCGGCAUCAGCGUGGCGGCUCUUAAUCGCUGCUACCCGAAUCCUUGCUUCCCCGGCGUCACAUGCACAGACACCCCCACCGGCUACCGCUGUGGGGCCUGUCCUCUGGGCUACACGGGCAACGGGACCCACUGCACCGACAUCGACGAGGUCAGGAGGUUCCGCCUUUCCUUCUGCGUAAAAGAUGGGAGGCAGGAGAAAGCCAUAGAUCUCUUCUGUUUUUGUUUUUGUUUUUCAAAUUUUUUUUCCCUGGUUUUCCAAUUUAUAACAUACAAAAAACAUCAAAAACAAACAAAUAGGCAAACAUUUAUCCUUGCUAUAUUCCACUUUUGUUAACAUUGUUGAAUGACUUCCUCGAAUCCCCCUAGCUGAGUUUCCCUAUACUCCACUGUAACAGUUUUCCAAAACUAUUUUCCCAUAAAAUUUACUUAGUCAAUUUACAUCUUUCUUUCUUCUCAUUUUAACAUUAACGUAAAGGCAAUUCCAAACCUAUUAUUCCAAGUAGAAAGGCUUCUGGUUUCUUAAUAAAUGUAUAUUUCAACAUUUUUUUCGAUUCAUUAUAAAUCUUUUCCCAGAAGUCUUUCACUUUGGGGCAGGUCCACCACCCCAUAGAUCUCUUCUGAAUCUUUUUUCCUCAGCUGGCUUGGGAGUGGAGGGCAAGCACUAAGAUUGGCUUGGGUUCCCCUGCCCCACAAACACACACAGUUCUUCGCAGAGCAAAAGGAUUGGCUCCCACCCCCACCCCCCAUACCAAAUUGUCUAUUUUCUGUGUGAAGGCCGGUGUUCCAGAACCCCAUAGAAUUAUGGGAGGUAUUCAUGAUUCACACAAUGGGGGAGGCAUGUUGGACAAGUUCACUGGCCUCAUUUUCACCUUGCUCCAACUAAGAAUGUGACGGUGGGGGAAGGACCCGAUCCAAGGAGAUUGCCAUGGGAGGGGGUAGUGGUGCAAAGGAGGGAAUGCAAGCCAGUGUCCCAAAUGGUGUUACCAGAACCGCAAACACACACACACCCGUUUGUAAGCCACUGUUAUAGCGAUGCUAUAAAGGUUAAGGGACCCCUGAUUAGAUCCAGUCAUGGCCGACUCUGGGGUUGCAGCGCUCAUCUCGCUUUAUUGGCCGAGGGAGCCGGCGUACAGCUUCCGGGUCAUGUGGCCAGCAUGACUAAGCCGCUUCUGGCGAACCAGAGCAGCACACGGAAACGCCGUUUACCUUCCCGCUGGAGCCGUACCUAUUUAUCUACUUGCACUUUGACGUGCUUUCGAACUGCUAGGUUGGCAGGAGCAGGGACCGAGCAACGGGAGCUCAGCCCGUCAUGGGGAUUCGAACCGCCAACCUUCUGAUUCGCAAGUCCUAGGCUCUAUGGUUUAACCCACAGCGCCACCUGUGUCCUUUAGCGAUGCUCUAAUCAUGCACAAAUAAGCGAAACCUUUUCUCAUUGCAGUGUGCAGCGAACCCCUGCUUCCCCAGAGUCCAGUGCGUCAACACAGCCCCCGGCUUCCACUGCAACCCCUGCCCUACUGGCUACACCGGCCCCAUACUGGAAGGAGUCGGUCUGGCUUUCGCCAGGGCAAACAAGCAGGUAACUCCUCAGAGAGUAGGAUCUUCUGCCCUCUGAUGGGGGGGGUGAGCACAGCUGCGGAAAGAGAAGGGGGUGGAGCAGGGUUCUUCCCAGUUUUCCAUUUCUUUGCCAUUCCUUGAAGUCAGGGGCCAGGCAGCCUGUUUAUGCUCCCAAGGCCUGCACAUAGGAGGGCUGAUAGGAACAGGGAUGGAAGAAGGCAUCGCCUGCUGUUCCGCCCAACAUCCUGUUUCUCUUCUGCUGCGGUUCGUCUCCCGCCCAAGGCCAUGUCAUCCGCCUCUCUUGUCUUCUCUGGUGAAAUUAUGUAGCCUACAAUCCAUUUUGUAAAUUAAACCAUAAUGGGUUUAAUAACAGGUGGAGACGAAUCAGCGUAUAGAGGGGAGGUCCAAAAAAUAUCUUCAUGGUGCCUAGGGAACAACUUGCACAUUAAUAUCAGCAAGACAAAGGAGAUGGUGUUGGAAUUUCAGAGGAAGAGAGGAGAACUAGCCCCGCUGUACGUCGGGGAGGGCUGUGUGGAGAGAGUCUCUUCCUUUAAAUUCCUAGGAGUUUAUCUCAGUGAAGACCUUACUUGGAAAAUAAAUACAACCCAGGUGGUUAAGAAAGCCCAACAGAGGCUCCAUCUCCUCAGAGUAUUGCGAAAGAAGGAUGUCAAUCAACAUUUGAUGAUCUCCUUCUACUGGUCCACAAUAGAAAGUGUCCUUUCCUACUGCAUCACGGUGUGGGACGCUGGUUUGACAUCAACUGAUAGGAAGUGCCUACAGAGGGUGGCAAAUACAGCACAAGAUAUUAUGGGCUGUCCCGUGAAUCCGUUGGAUGAAAUAGCAGAAGAACCGGCACUUUCUUGAUCUUCUGCCCUCAGGCAGAAGAUAUAGAAGCAUGAUUAGUCGCACCAACAGGGUAAAGAACAGCUUCUGCCCGUGGGCUGUUAGGCUGCUGAAUGAAAAGAUCACAACAGGGCAACUGACUUUGGGGUUUGGUGGGUGUGCGUCAGUAAACGAGGGGAAUGAAGACUAAGAGAGCUGAGUGGCGGGUGCUCGUGUAAUCUCACUGUAUACAAGUUGUACAAGUGACAAUAAAGUACCGGUAUUUCAAUUUCAAUUCAAUUUUUAAAAAAAUUCAAUUUGCCAUUGCAUUAUUCCAACCCCAUUCAUUUCAAUGAGAAUGGAGAUGGGUGUAUGUAAUCGUUACGAAUCAUUUGUGAACUGACAGCAGAAAACAACAGCAAAUACCAUACAGUAUUUGCCAGGUUGGUUUUGGUUCCGGGGUGAAUAAAUGGAUACCAGCAGGCUGGAAGGGUCCUGUCUCUGGGUCAUAGUCCUGACAGUGCCUCUAUAAAAGGCCGCUCAGAUGCAAGCAUACCACUGGGCCAUCUUCACCCAGUAUCUUCACCCUGCACUUGGUCCAAUUACUUACUGAAGCCCUUUUGGUGUGCGGAGUGAGCAGCGCUUAAGCUGGCGAAUCUCCCUUAGAGAGCAGACUUUACCUAUUGCGGUCACACAUGCAGAGAUGCAAGGAAGGAGUUGCUUAUUGCAGGCCAAGUCUGUGUUUCGUCGUGGGGCUAUUGAUCCUCCCAAAUACUUGACCACCCAAUAAUGCCUUUGAAACAGCAAAAAGGUCUUGCGGCACCUCUGAGGACAAACAGAUUUAUUACUGCAGAAACUCAGGCCCCGUCCCAGAAGCUUAUGACAUAAUAAACGUGUUGGGCCUUAAAGUUGCCACAACAGGACACUCCGCUGGUUUUUGCUGCCAGGUAAACAGGCACCAAUCUCCCCUCUCUGUUCUUUCCUGCGCAGGUCUGCAAUGAUGUCAACGAGUGUGAGACAGGGAUGAGCAGAUCCUGUGUCCCCAAUUCCAUCUGCAUCAACACUCGGGUAAUUAUUGGCAGUUGCCUCAGACCAGACCUCCCUUCUGUCCCACCGCAAAAGGCAACCGCCACCCCUCCUUUCAACAAAAGCAGAAGCAGCUCAAGAUGUUAGAUUCCUGACUAAUGUAUUUUAGUUUCGCUGCAGACAAUUAUCCCGAGAGAGCCUCUCGCCUGGCUCUGUCUAUCCAUUUAAAUUAUGCCAGGUGUUAAGUUGUGGGCGAACAUAUCAGACGACACAGCGAUUCUUCCAAGCAGCUCUUUAUUUGUAAGCUGGAACAGAACUGAUCUGAGGAGCUCAGUCAGCCUGCUUAUAUAGAGCUCCAGAACAAUGUAACUGUUGCCAUUUUCUAAAACUAUCCAAUCACUGAACGCCACUUUCGAUCCUUCAUUUGCAUAACUAUCUACAGUAACCCCUGCUGGCCCAGUACAUAACACCAGGUAACAGCCAGAUGCAUCAACAGUUGCUUGUUCAUCUUUAGAGGUGCAAAUGGCACCCACCUUGGGGUGCUCAGACCACCAAAAGCAAAGCAAAGAGACCUGCAUUUGCACCCUGAGAAUCCCGUUGAAAGCAAGACGAAUCACACAGUGUGAUAGGAAUUUUGAGGUCUUAGAUAUAUGUUAAAUGUUCAUAAGUGUACCAACCAAGCACGUACAUAGAUCCGCACAGGAAAACCAACCUGAAACCAUUUUUGAUUCCCAAACUGACCAAAUGUUUUCUCUGCAAGGUCAAAGGAAAAUGGAAAGGCCUCCCCAUUGUCUUUUCCUUCACAAAUCCUGUCUUAAGGGCACAUUUAAGCUAUGAAUAUGGUGUGAGCCUGUGACCUGGCUCAGGAACUAAGUAUUUAUCAUUGCAAAAGACUGGGCCAGGCUCCCCAGGCAAUCCAAUCAAGUGACCAUUAAACAGGUAACCUGUCAGAGGAGAUAAACAACGCACUCAGAUUUCUGCUGUAGACCGCCUUUUCUGUGAUGUAGGUAUGAUGUAUCUGAGGGGAUGGUCUGGGGUUACACCCCUUCUGUGAUGUAUAUAUGAUGUACGGAGGGGUGGUCUUGAGCUCCAGGGCAGAGAAUUUAAAAUGUCUAUAUAAAGGUAGGCACACCUUUGUUCUAGGUCCCUCCUUCUUUCCUGUGUGUGCAGGGAGCACCCUGUUGCAACAGAUCAAUAAAGACCAGGCUUCCUAGCUGCUUUGCUUCUCAAUAUUCUCUGGUUGGUCUCUGUUAUUCUCUCCUACCAGUAGGGAACCUACGUAAGGACUCUAUAUGGGCUCUUGGAUACCCCAUAAGGGGAAAAAAGGGCAGAUUUUUUAUUACAACAACGGUACACAAAGGCCUGUGUUUCCCAAAAGCAAGGCUGUCCCAAGAUCGGUGGAAGGGAAAGAGAAAAGCACCACGAAACAGCAGGGCAGAUUUCACGCACCCAUCCUUUCGGCUGCUGGGCCAUCCCUGCAAAUGCCCCACUGCAAACCACCCCAUUUCUUCUCCCUGCAGGGCUCCUACAAGUGUGGGGCGUGCAAGCCUGGCUUCACAGGGGACCAGGUUUCCGGCUGCCGCAGCAAGAUGGAGAGAAGGUGUCCCAACGGAGAUCUCAGCCCGUGCCAUGAGAAAGCGGACUGCAUUGUGGAACGCGAUGGAACACUCAGCUGCGUGGUGAGUUCAAAGCCUCCUUUGGGCUCCUCCUCCUCCUCUUCCUCACGUCUCUCCCUAAGUAUCUCCAGAUCUAGCGAACAGGGAAGCUGCAAAGUUCUGCAGACUAGAGGAGUUUGAGCUGGCUGGUGUGUUUUUCUCCCCCGGCUCACCCUUAGAAAUGUGAAUUUCAGGUUUCUGCACGUCCAGAAUAAGCAGAAAAGCGAAGACUCCAUUCAAAUCCAUUUCUAAAUCUUUCCCUCACGAAAUCCGGGGGUGGGGGGGCUGAUGCAAAAGAACAACAAAAUACGCCUCUUCUAAAACUGAUGCUUUAAGAUUCAGAAUGUAUGGGUCAUUUUUUGCAAUUAGAACAGCAAAGUUUUCUACAGCUCAAAGCCUUUGUUUUGUUUAGUCUCUGUUGCCCCCUAGUGGCCGGACAUGUGCACCUCCAGAAAUUAAUACCCUCCCUUCGCUCACACCUUAAUCUGCGUUGAUUUAAGGGGAGACCUUUGUGCAGGCCCCUUCAGCACUGAACCUUUUUGUUCUUGUUGCUGUGCGUGAAAAUGCAUCAUGUUGAUUCAAAACCGCACUGUUUCUAGAAAUUGCUUGCAAAAAAAAAAAAAAAUUGCAUAAGGCAAAGUUAAAGGAUGCACGGCGACUUCACUGGAAAACAAGUUUUUAAAAUAAUAAUAAUAACCGCAUGAAUUGGAAGAGCCGCAAAAAGAUUCCAUUGAGCACAUGGAUUGAUGAUAUGGACAGACUAGCUACAUACGAAUGACUUGCAUGUCGACGCAAAUUAAGAAUGGAUAAAUAUGAAGAAAUCUGGAAGGAAUAUUUAAGCAAUAAGGUGGACAGUGGUGGGAAGUAGAGGGAGGAGAGAGAGGUGGCGAAAUAUUGUUAAAAAGGUGUAGCCAUAGGCAUAUCAGUCUUCAAAUCUGAAUUGUUAAUGUUAUUAGUGUUAUAAUGGUUUUUGUUGUAUGUGUCUUUUGCGUUUGUUGUUUGUAUUGAAAAAAUGAUUAAAUAAAUUAAAUAAUAAUAAUAAUAGUAAUAAUAAACAUGUGCAGAAGUGUGGUGAAGACUAGAAAAGUGAGGAACCAGUGUUAACAGGUCUGCCUUCCUUGGUUAAUAUUGUACCCCGUCUGCUUCCAGUGCAUCGUUGGGUGGGCCGGUAAUGGCUUCAUCUGCGGCAAAGAUACUGACAUUGAUGGCUUUCCUGAUGAGAAGCUUCGCUGUACAGACAAGAAGUGCCGCAAGGUAAGAAGAGACGCUCAGCGCCCAAGGCCCUCUCCACCCUCGACUUUGCCUCUCCUUGUAUGAGCACAGCUUAGGCAGACUUAAGAGUUCCAUUCCUUUUACUCUUGUAAAAGGGUAAAGGAGUAUUGGGAAAUGAUCCAUAAUGAAUUGAAAAAAAUGUUUAAAAGUGCUUCCCCCCAAAAAAAAUCCCCCAGAGUCCUUUCUGUUGGGGAUUAUUCAGACUGAAAUUCCCAGGUGUCAGAAAUGGUUAUUUAUGUCUGCCACUACUGCGACCCGUGUUUCGUUAGCCCAAAAAUGGAAAAUGAGUGAGGUCCCAACCAAAGAAGAAUGGCAACUUAAACUGACGGAAUGCGCACAGCUUGCAGACUUAACAUAUAGAAAAAGAGAACAAGAAGAACAUAGGUUUAGAGAAGACUGGAAAACGUUUGUGUACAGCUGAAAACGCUGGCAGCAUUAAGAUAAAUUCAACAGUGUAAAUAAGUUUUUGAUGGGUGUAAUAAUGGAAUACUGAAUGCUAUAGCUUUUGUAAAAUAUUCAGGGAUUUAUGAUAUGUAAAAUGAACGUGGAAAGAGAAGAGGGGAAGUCACUGAUAUCUUAAGGAUGUAAAAAUGAGUACUUUAAAUUGUUUUAUAUAUAUAUAUGAAUGAGAAUGAAUGUGUUGGAUUCCAAGUUAAGAGAAGUCCAUGUGGUGACUUUGGCCAAACAACUCAAACUGGGUUGCUGUGGUUAUUAUUUUUUUUUAAAAAAGAUAAAGUCACAAGUUAACUAUGAAACGGAGGAAAAACACAAGAGGAACAUCACCUUGUUGGUCAAAGAAAGGGAAAGGAUGUAAGGCCUGCUUUUCAUGCAAAAGGUCCUGGCCGGCAGCUCCCCGUACGGCACACACGCAAACACCUUAAGAGCCUAACCGUUGUCUCCCUUUCCAGGAUAACUGUGUGACUGUCCCCAACUCCGGGCAAGAGGAUGCGGACAGAGAUGGAAUAGGAGACGCCUGCGAUGACGACGCUGACGGCGAUGGGAUAAUAAACACCGAGGUUUGAACUCCUGUCUUGGGUGCACGUCAAGUAGACAAGUGCUGUUCUGUUUUUUGCUUUCAGGACCAAGGAAAGCUGUUUCCUGGUUGAGCAAAACGGGGAGGGCAGUUUCCAAUAAGCAACACGAUUGCACAUGCGUGUUAAAAUCGGAAACCCUGUUGUUGGUGAAGGCUGCUGGGUAGCUGUGUGAAGGGCAAACUAGGUGGGGGAGAGGUGUGCUUUAAAUGUAUGGUGCUUUUUUGUGAAGCUUGGAUUGUUGGGUUGCCUCCAGCGAAGUUCUGCUCAGGCUAAACCCUCUGAAAUUAAUGCUUGGAGGAAGGAUAGAGGAAGGAGAAUGCUGCCUAUGCAAGAGACGCACGUUUCCGAGCACAAUUCAAAGUGUUGGUGCUGACCUUGAAAGCCCUAAACGGCCUCGGUCCAGUAUACCUGAAGGAGCGUCUCCACCCCCAUCGUUCUACCCGGACACUGAGGUCCAGCGCUGAGGGCCUUCUGGUGGUUCCCUCACUGUGAGAACCAAGUUACAGGGAACCAGGCAGAGGGCCUUCUCGGUAGUGGCGCCCACCCUGUGGAACACCCUCCCACCAGAUGUCAAAGAGAACAACUACCAGACUUUUAGACGACAUCUGAAGGCAGCCCUGUUUAGGGAGGCUUUUAAUGUUUAACAAACCACUGUAUUUUAAUACUUUGUUGGAAGCUGCCCAGAGUGGCUGGGGAGACCCAGAUAGAUGGGCAGGGUAUAAAUAAUAAUACAGUGGUGCCUCAGGUUACAGGAGGGACGCGGGUGGCGCUGUGGGUAAAUCCUCAGCGCCUAGGGCUUGCCGAUCGCAUGGUCGGCGGUUCGAAUCCCCGCGGCGGGGUGAGCUCCCGUCUGCGGUCCCAGCUCCUGCCCACCUAGCAGUUCAAAAGCACCCCUAAAGUGCAAGUAGAUAAAUAGGUACCGCUUUAUAGCGGGAAGGUAAACGGCGUUUCCGUGUGCUGUGCUGGUGCUGGCUCGCCAGAGCAGCUUUGUCACGCUGGCCACGUGACCCGGAAGUGUCUCCGGACAGCGCUGGCCCCCGGACUCUUAAGUGAGAUGGGCGCACAACCCUAGAGUCGGACACGACUGGUCCGUACGGGCAGGGGUACCUUUACCUCAGGUUACAUACGCUUCAGGUUACAGACACUUCAGGUUACAGACUCCGCUAACCCAGAAAUAGUGCUUCAGGUUAAGAACUUUGCUUCAGGAUGAGAACAGAAAUUGUGCUCCGGUGGUGCGACAGCAGCAGCCCCAUUAGCUAAAGUGGUGUUUCAGGUUAAGAACAGUUUCAAGUUAAGAAUGGACCUCCAGAACGAAUUAAGUACUUAACCUGAGGUACCACUGUAAAUUAUAAUUAUUAUUAUUAGAGACAGGCUCAGGGUUCCAGUCCAGCGGCAAACUCUCGCCCUCCCGUAUCUCUUCAGCCCCCUCCCCUGACUCACCCCUCCUCUCCUCUCCCCACCCAGGACAACUGCGUGUUUGUGCGCAACUCAGACCAGCGCAACAGCGACCAGGACAGCUUUGGCGAUGCCUGUGACAACUGCCGGAACGUGAAGAACAACGACCAGCGAGACAGUGACGGAGACGGCCGGGGGGACUUGUGCGACGAUGACAUGGACGGAGACAGUGAGUGCCUGUGGGGCCCCUGAGCGAUUUCAAAGACAGAGGGGGCUGAAGAGCAGGAUAGAUGAUGAUGAGCGGGUGGAUUAACAGCAAUAAUAGUCACAAAUUAUUAUGGUGAUGAACAUAAGAGCAGGCCUCCUAGGUCGGGCCACCCUCUUCUCACAGUGGCCAAAUACCCCGCAGAGCCUAGAAAUCGAGAUAGACUGGCUCUGGAACUGGAGGUUCUGCAAGAAUGUAAGAAGAGCCUAGCUGCCAGAUCAGGCCUGAGGCAAAGGGAUGGUCAGGAGAAGACAAUCAUAGCUGCUCCAACCUGGCAUCUCACAGACAACACCUGUCCUGUCGUCAUUCCACGACAUGACCGAGAAAGCUCAUCUCCGUUAGAGUGGAAAGAUGGACCAUUUAGUCAAUUAAAACACACACCUUCUGAAUUAAUCAACAAAGAGACACACAACUAAUUGGCCAGGAGGCUUUUUGAAAAACAUGUUAUUUAUUUUAAAUGUAAGCUCCCAGAAGAACUGUGGAUUGGGCAUUCAAUUUUUGUGAGAGCCAGUGUGAUGUAGUGGUUAAGAGCAGUGGACUCGUAAUCUGGUGAACCGGGUUUGCUUCCCCGCUCCUCCACCUGCAGCUGCUGGGUGACCUUGCGCUGGUCAUACUUCUUUGAAGUCUCUCAUCCCCACUCACCUCACAGAGUGUUUGUUGUGGGGGAGGAAGGGAAAGGAGAAUGUUAGCCGCUUUGAGACUCCUUCCGGUAGUGAUAAAGUGGGAUAUCAAAUCCAAACUCUUCUUCCUCACUUUGGCAUAAGCACUGAUGCCUCUUCCAGGAGGAGAAAUCCUGCCUUGCCCCCUCCCUGCAUAGGAGGGAAGACCUCUCCUACAGCUUUCCAGGCCAGGCAAGAUGCCGCACUCUUGAUGACUCUUUUUACCUCCCGCUUCUUCAGAGGUUAAAAAUGUCCUGGACAACUGCGUGAAGAUCCCCAAUCCAGACCAGAGGGACAGCGACGGUGACGGGGUUGGAGACGUUUGCGACAGCUGCCCCUUGAUCAGCAACCCGGACCAGGUAAGCACUUCCUGGGGAAAGGAAUGAGUUGGUGGCGUGUGGUGCAAAUGGGUCUUUUCCCAAGGGUGGGAGAGCAAAUUGAAGGAUGCCUUGAAGGUGAAUGUCUGUAUGGCUUAGAUCUUUCAAGAGAAGGUUUGAAAUAGGGGCUGUAGGUAGACAUGGUUCCCCACCCCCUGCAGUUAAGAUAUGGUUACCAGAUUUUUUUCAAUGACUCCAGGGACACUUUUUCUUUUCUUUUCUUUGAAGCUGAGUAGCAACAGGGAGUCAGUAGUAGGGAUGGUGAGGCAAAAGACCCUGGGCCCAAGCACACAUGCACAUUGUAUAAACGUGCAAAGCCCUUCUUUCGCACCCUGUGAAACAUAAAUGCGCAGAGUUUUAAAAAAAUUGGGCAACAGCACACUGCCCACCCAUGACUCCUGAGCCUUCCCUGAUCUCCUGCCCCCUUUGUUGUGACAGAUCGGGGGAGGCUUGGGAGUCGCGGGCGGGCGGCCGUUGCCCAGGAGAGGCGCAAGGCGCAUGGUUUCUCUGCCAGGCAAGGUGCAAAGCCCUUCUUUCGCGCCCUGUGAAACAUAAAUACGCAAAGCUUUUAAAAAACUGAGCAACGGCCGGCCGGCCGUGACUCCUGAACCUCCCCAGAUCAGUCAAAACAAAGGGGGAAGUGGGGCAGGAGAUCUGUACCGCCGGACGUCCCCGGUUCCCCUUUGGCAGUGGCGGCGGCGGCAGCAGUCAGCAGCCCACAGCCAGCCUGGUAGCGCAGUUGACUCUGGCUGGCUUCAGGAGCUGCUCGCUGCCGUGGCACCUGCCAUUUUGCCUCGCCGGAAGUCCCCAUAUGAUGUGUUGUUGCUGAGGCUGCCCCUGCCACAUUUCCCAGGGACAGAUUUGCAAAUCUGGGGACAUUCCGGGGACGGAAUUUGUCCAGGGACAGAUUUGCAAAUCCGGGGACUGUCCCCGGGAACUGGGGACAUCUGGUAACCCUAAAUUAAGAGUCACGGAUUUCAAAGUCUUGUUUUGCUCCUGUAAACUUUUUUAUUUUCUUUUAAGCAAAUAAUGCAGCUGUUGCUUCCUGUUAUUUAGAAAGACACUGACCACGAUCUCGUGGGGGACCUGUGUGAUACCAACCAAGACCGGUAAGUUAUAGAAAUGGCUCGUCUCGUUUCACCUGUUGGGGGGGUAGGAGCUACGGAGCACCUGUAGGAGUUGUUUUGCUGAACUGCCAUAGUCCUGAGUCCUAUCAUGACACCCAAAGGUAAGAGCAACUGAGAGAGAAUCAUUAUUUCCCCUCAGGGUAGCACACGCCACUGGAUUUGUGCAAUAAUGGCCUCUUCUGACAGGCGGAGCACCCAGAGCAGGCAGUCAUACAGAGAUGCGACAGACAGACGCCUACAAGGGCACUUAGUUCUACUACAUCUUAAGAUCCAAUUGCACCCAACCUGGCAGAUUGGAUGGAUGGAGGACAGGAGGGCGGGGGAUGGUUGAAGGGCAAGACUAGCUCAUGCGGAGAUACAGCAGGCAGCCUCCUGUGGAGUGUGUGGUCCAGAUUCACCUUGAAAGAAACCUGGGAGUCUGGGUCCAGAGUCAGGGCUAGAGCUCAGCCAAGGAAUUUCAGAGCUGGGAAUCGGUUUACUUUUAUUUAUUUUAAAAUAAAAUUAUUAUUUUUUAAAAUUAAUUUUCACAAAAUUAUAAACGAACAAAACACACAAGCAAACAUAAAUCAUAACCUUUAUUAAAAUUACAGUUAUUAACAUUGUUAAGUGACUUCCUCGCUUCCGCUUGGUUGAAUUUCCAUGCAUAUCCUUAUAACGGCUUUACAAAUCCUAAUCCUUAUAUACUUAACUUAGUCCAUUCACAUCCUUAUAUCUUUUCAAUUCGAAAUUGUACAUGUUAAACAUCACUUAACUUAUAUAAAUUCCUAAGCCAAUCUGUUGCCUGCAAGCUAUUUCCAAUUAGUUUAACUUAACAAAUUUAGCUAAAUAAUCGUUGAAUUUUGUCCAUUCAUCCUGAGGGAAUCGGUUUACUUUAGAGGGACCUGUUAAAAAGGAGACAUAGAAAGAGACCUAGGUAAAGGGUAAAGGGACCCCUGACCAUUAGGUCCAGUCGUGGCCGACUCUGGGGUUGCGGCGCUCAUCUUGCUUUACUGGCCGAGGGAGCCGGCGUUCAGCUUCCGGGUCAUGUGGCCAGCAUGACUAAGCCGCUUCUGGCGAACCAGAGCAGUGCAUGGAAACGGCGUUUACCUUCCCGCCGGAGUGGUACCUAUUUAUCUACUUGCACUUUGACGUGGUUCCGAACUGCUAGGUUGGCAGGAGCAGAGACUGAGCAACGGGAGCUCCCCCUGUUGCGGGGAUUCGAACCGCCGACCUUCUGAUCAUCAAGUCCUAGGCUCUGUGGUUUAACCCACAGCGCCACCCGCAUCCCUAGAAAGAGACCUAGCCACUGCCAAUUCCUCUUCUAUCUUCUCCUUUGCUGGGUCAUUGCUUGCCGUCAGGUCAAAGUGGUGACUCUGAGCUUCUCAUGUGGUCCAAUGUUCCCUUGCUCUUGAAGCCUCAGUUCCCACACCCUAAACUUGCAAUCCUCCCUUCCUCUCUCUCUGCACGACAGGGAUGGGGAUGGCCACCAGGACUCCAGGGACAACUGCCCCUCGGUGCCCAACAGCUCCCAGCUGGACUCUGACCAGGACGGGAUCGGGGACGAAUGCGACGAGGACGACGACAACGACGGCAUCCCUGACCGCAGGCCCCCCGGACCAGACAACUGCCGCUUGGUCCCUAACCCCGGGCAGGAAGACACAGACAGUAAGGAAGAGAACUGGCCUUGCAAAAAAGAGCAGAAACCUCACCAGGCCACCUCUCUGGUUUUGUCAUUGGCCACAGCCUCACCUGGAGCGGUUCGUUAGGUGCUGUCCCCUCUCAGAGUGCUGAAAGACUGCAAAGGUGUUUCUGCAGCGGAGACUGUAGUCUCUUUUAGCAUGUAUGGUUUUAUUGACCUGAGCGUAGGGCAGAGAGGAUCACAGCAUUAACAGCAGAUCUUGCUUCCCCAAUUGGAGACCCAAAUCCUGCACAGAGCGAGGCAUCUCUCUCUCCCCGCCCCCAAGUCAUCAGCAAAACUCGUACACACCCCUCUGGCCACCUGCUCUCUAUCCCACGAUGGUGUGGCAUCCAGCCAGGUGAUGUGGGAGAAGGACCACCCACACGUCUCUAUGGCAACAGGGCAGCCUCUUUGGAUCUGUAGAAUUGCAGGUCUCAGUUGGCCUACCAAAGGCAUGGCCUUGACAAAAUAACUGGUUGGUCUGGCUUCCUCUUAUACAUUUCCCCCCCUCCCCCACCCACCGCAAUACAGUCAUACCUCGGGUUACAGACGCUUCAGGUUGCGUUUUUUGGGGUUAUGGAUGCUCCAAAACCUGGAAGUACUGGAAUGGAUUACUUCUGGGUUUCGGUGGUCGUGCAUGCGCAGAAGCGCUAAAUCACGCUCUGCACAUGCACAGAAGCGCCAAAUCGCAACCCAUGCGUGUGCAGAUGCGCUGCUGCCGGUUGCAAAUGUGCAUCCCACACGGAUCACGUUCGCAACCCGAGUGUCCACUGUAUACAGGAUUGGAAGCGAUCCAGGGUAUCGUCCAGACUGACACCCCCGCCAAACUCAUAACAAUAACUUCGAAUCCAUGAGAUCCAUCAACUUGCUGUUGUUGUUUUUAAUUAAAAAACUAUUUGUCUUCCAACUUCAGUAGCUGCUUUGAAUGCCUGUGGGCAGAAGAGAGACCUAGAAAUGUAAAUCAAUACAGUCAUACCUCAGGUUACAGAUGCUUCAGGUUGCAUUUUUUCAGGUUACAGACGCGCCAAAACCCGGAAGUACUGGAACGGGUUACUUCUGGGUUUCGGUGGUCGCACAUGCGCAGAAACACCAAAUCACAACCCGCAUGUGUGCAGACGCAGCGCUGUGGGUUGUGGAUGUGCAUCCCGCACAGAUCACGUUUGCAACCCGAGCCUACGCUGUAUAAAAUAAGUAAAAAAGGAAAGUCCCUGAAUCCUAACUUUUCUUCUAGCGGCAUCUGCCUGCAGGGAGGGGGGCAUGGCAUUUGUGACCUUCCCGCCCCACCAUCCCCUGCCUGGGUCCUUCCGUGAUCCAACGGGAACCCCGAGGGGGGGGGGUAGAGCUGCUCUUAGGAAACUGAGCCUCCUUCCCCCUUCUCCCUUUGCAGGAGACGGAAUUGGGGACGCCUGCCAGGGUGACUUUGAUAAGGACCUGGUGGUCGACCGCAUAGACGUCUGCCCAGAGAAUGCCCAGGUGACGCUGACCGACUUCCGGGCGUUUCAGACGGUGGUGCUGGAUCCUGAGGGAGACGCGCAGAUCGAUCCCAACUGGAUCGUCCUCAACCAGGUCAGCUGGCAAAGGAGCAGCUGGGGGCUUUUACAUACCCCAUUUCCUGCUGUAGUCCGAAGCGGAAGGAAAAGCUUUCCACAGAAUAGGCUUCCUUCCGUGUCCCUGUUCAGUUACGCCCAGGUGGGGAGGGGGCUGUCCAGAAGAGGGGUGUGAAUGUGGCCCUCCAAAUGUCUCUGUCUGGCCCUGGGAACUAGUAGUAGUAAUAAUAAUAAUAUUUUUUUAUUUAUACCCCACCCAUCUGGCUGGGUUUCCCCAGCCACUCUGGGCGGCUUCCAACACAAUAUUAAAAUACAGUAAUGCCUCAAACAUUAAAAGCUUCCCUAAACAGGGCUGCCUUCAGAUGUCGUCUAAAAGUCUGCUAGUUAUUUUUCUCUUUGACAUCUGAUGGGGGGGGCGUUCCACAGGGCGGGUGCCACCACCGAGAAGGCCCUCUGCCUGGUUCCCUGUAACUUGGCUUUUUGCAGUGAGGGAACUGCCAGAAGGCCCUCAGCACUGGACCUCAGUGUCCGGGCAGAACGAUGGGGGUGGAGACGCUCCAUCAGGUAUACUGGACCGAGGCCGUUUAGGGCUUUAAAGGUCAGCACCAACACUUUGAAUUGUGCUUGGAAACGUACUGGGAGCCAAAUCUCCAGGGGUGGCACAGGGAGAUGGAUGUGAGGGAGUCGUUCCUCAGACAUUUAGUUUCCAAGUUGUGUAGCUUCUAAAGUUUUGUGACUUACCACAGCCUUGGCUUUGAGAUGAAAGCAAAUAGGGACGCUGACCCACCCAGUGUUAUGUUUUCUGAACGGCUGAAAAAGCUCCCCAGCUGUUCUACACCGGAUGUAGCUUCCAGGUGGUCUUCAAAGGUGGCCCCACACCAAGCACUUUGCAGUAGUCCAGUUAGUGCUUCCAAACCACCUGUGCUUCUGGAACGAUGCUCUCAGACUGAAAAAAGCACCCUUUCUUUCUUUCUUUCUUUCUCUCUCUCUCUCUCUCUCUCUCUCUCUCUCUCUCUCUCUCUCUCUCUCUCUCUCAUCUGCAGGGAAUGGAGAUUGUUCAGACCAUGAACAGCGACCCGGGUUUGGCAGUCGGUAAGUGGUAUUUUCCACACAUAAAUCCCACAUCCUUUCCCCACCAUUAUUCAUAUUCUUUCUCAAAGUCUUCAUAAAAACCAACCACCAAUAAAGAAUAUCAGUGAAUAGCUGUGUCAUCCGAACAUAAAUGUCAUGGGCUUGUUGAUAAAAGUGAUUGUCAUGGACAUUAUUAUUACUGGGAAGAGUUGCUAUACUUACUGGUCUGAGCUGUUUCCUUUGAAUAAAGUGUUAACUUCACUGGCAUCUUGUGAGUUGUUGGCUGACCUGGCCCCAGCACUUGGCCCGAUAGUGAUGUGGGGCGGAUGGGCCAUGGCUCAGGGGUAGAAUAAUAGUAAUAAUAAUAAUAUAAUAAUAAUUUAUUAUUUAUACCCUGCCUAUCUGGCUGGGUUUCCCCAGCCCCUCUGGGGGGCUUCCAACAGAAUAUUAAAAUACAAUAGUCUAUUAAACAUUAAAAGCAUCCCUAAACAGGGCUGCCUUCAGAUGUCUUCUAAAAGUCUGCUAGUUGUUGUUCUCUUUGACAUCUGCUGGGAGGGCGUUCCACAGGGCGGGUGCCACUACCGACAAGGCCCUCUGCCUGGUUCCCUGUGACUUGGCUUCUCGCAAUGAGGGAACCGCCAGAAGGCCCUCGGUGCUGGACCUCAGUGUCUGGGCAGAACGAUGGGGGUGGAGACGCUCCUUCAGGUAUACUGGGCCGAGAACACCUGCUUUGCAUGCAGAAGGUCCGAGGUUCAGUCCCUGGGGGCUUUUCCAGCUAGAGCUUGGAGACAACCCUUCCUAAAGCCCUGGAGAGCUGCUGCCAGUCUGUGCAGACAGUCCUGAGCUAGAUGGGUCAAGGGCCUGAGACAGGAUUCCCAUGCUUGCAGGGGGGCCACCUCUGCCCCUCAAGGUGCUGCUGGACUGCACCUCCCCACCCCUAGCCAUUUGGGGGCUCCUGCUGUCUGGCAGGAGUUGCAGGCCAAGACCACCAGCCGCCCCCCGCCCCCAGAUUCUGUGGCGGUGACCCCUCUCUCCCUUGCUUGAGGGUACACCGCAUUCAACGGGGUGGACUUCGAGGGCACCUUCCACGUGAACACGGCCACGGACGAUGACUAUGCCGGCUUCAUCUUCGGCUACCAGGACAGCGCCAGCUUCUACGUGGUCAUGUGGAAGCAGAUGGAACAGACCUACUGGCAGGCGAACCCCUUCCGGGCUGUGGCGGAACCGGGGAUCCAGCUCAAGGUAGGUGGCUGAGGAGCUCAGGGGGAGCCCAGACACCGCGGGUCAAGCCAGGAAAAUGGGACGAAACAGGCCACACAAAAUCUCCCAUCUCUGUUUCUCCUCUCUGGCAAUGAGAGCGGGGAAACAGGGAUGUUUUCCCCAACGGCUGAUCUGCAUCUCAAUUAAAGGUAAAGGGGCCCCUGACCAUUAGGUCCAGUCGUGACCGACUCUGGGGUUGCGGCGCUCAUCUCGCUUUAUUGGCCGAGGGAGCCGGCGUACAGCUUCUGGGUCAUGUGGCCAGCAUGACUAAGCCGCUUCUGGCGAACCAGAGCAGCGCACGGAAACGCCGUUUACCUUCCCGCCAGAGUGGUACCUAUUUAUCUACUUGCACUCUGACGUGCUUUCGAACUGCUAGGUGGGCAGAAGCAGGGACCAAGCAACGGGAGCUCACUCCGUCGCGGGGAUCUGAACCGCCGACCUUCUGAUCAGCAAGUCCUGUGGUUUAACCCACAGCAUCACCCGCGUCCCAUAUCUCAAUUGCCUUCUCUCAAAUCUCGUCUGCAUUUUGGCUCCGCAGGCUGUUCAAGCAGUUAAGAGCCAGUUUUCCUGCAGACACAAGGCAAAGGCUCUGGCCGGCCUCCAGGAAAGGGGCUAAGACAGACUUUAGUGCACAUGUUGUCCUCCAGAUGUCCUAGACUCCCAUCAUCCCCUGCCAGGGCAGCCGUCGGACGCCGAGGCUGAUGGGAUCAUGGCCAAGUACUCAGAUCAGAAUGGAAUGCUCCUAGCAAACAGAUCAGGUCAUCUGGAAGCUCCCCUAGACUUUCAUCACCUCAACUAGUCCUACUGCCCUUGGUAGUCUUUUUCUCUAGGAAAAGGCUUGCCUCAAGAUCUCUCUCUCUCUCUCUCUCUCUCUCUCUCUCUCUGUGUGUGUGUGUGUGUGUGUGUGAUGAAUGGCGUAGUUGAGAUUCCCACAUUGCAGAGGGUUCAUCUAGAGAACCCUCAGGAUCACUUCUAACUCUAUUAUUAUUAAAAUUUGUAUUCCGCCCUCCAUCCAUAGAUCUCGGGGCCGUUCACAACAUAAAAAUACUGGAUAAAAAACACAAAAUACAGUUCUAUGACAAGCAGGUUCUAAAUGUGUUCGGAUUCAUUUUGACUACACUGGUUCGUUAGAAUUGUUUCGCAUUCCACAACAUUUGUUUCUUUGAUUUCGUAAGAUCCACGUGCCUGAGUGUUGAAAAGAAAACCUCAAAACCGGUUUACGAAUGAAAACGUUCGCCCAAAAAAUGUUUACAACCAUUAUUUUUAAAAUGCCAGAAGCUGCCUCGAAUCCCAUCUUGCGAAAAAGGCGGGUUAUAGAAAUAGGAGAGGGGCGGGUUGCUGACGCUGAUAGGUUGUGGUUCUCCAAGCACAUCUGGGUGGGGGGCUCAGGGAAGCCCCCACAACCCACUCCUGCUUUCUGAACUUCCCUGCCCUUCCCUCCAAUCCCAGGCAGUGAAGUCCAAGACGGGCCCUGGAGAAUACCUCCGCAACUCCCUCUGGCACACUGGGGACACGGCCAACCAAGUCAAGCUGCUCUGGAAAGACCCUCGCAACGUCGGCUGGAAGGACAAGACCUCCUACCGCUGGUUCCUGCAGCACCGGCCCCAGGUGGGCUACAUCCGGUAAGUGGCAGGGACCAGGUGCACAGGUGCGCCAGGGAUGGGUGCCAGGCGGAAAGGCCUGGCUCAGUGGUGGUCCUGUGAGGCGUUCCCAAAGCAAAGGAAGGAUUUGUUGUUGUUUAGUCGCUUAGUCAUGUCUGCCUCUUCGUGACUCCCUGGACCAGAGCACGCCAGGCACUCCUGUCUUCCACUGCCUCCCGCAGUUUGGUCAAACUCAUGCUGGUCGCUUCGAGAACACUGUCCCACCAUCUCGUCCUCUGGCGUCCCCUUCUCCUUGUGCCCUCCAUCUUUCCCAACAUCAGGGUCUUUUCCAGGGAGUCUUCUCUUCUCGUGAGGUGGCCAAAGUCUUGGCGCCUCAGCUUCAGGAUCUGUCCUUCCAGUGAGCACUCAGGGCUGAUUUCCUUCAGAAUGGAGAGGUUUGAUCUUCUUGCAGUCCAUGGGACUCUCAAGAGUCUCCUCCAGCACCAGAAUUCAAAAGCAUCCAUUCUUUGGCGAUCAGCCUUCUUUGUGGUCCAGCUCUCACUUCCACACAUCACUACUGGGAAAACCAUAGCUUUAACUAUACGGACCUUUGUUGGCAAGGUGAUGUCUCUACUUUUUAAGAUGCUGUCUAGGUUUGUCAUUGCUAAGGAAGGAUUAGACUCUGAUAAUAAAAUACACACAGAGGCUUGAACCAGCAAGACUCUGGGAGGAGUGCGUGUAAUAAUAAUUCCUGUCUACCCCUCGGCCCAGGUCGUUUUAUUCACACAAAAAACUUUUUGCACAGUGUACGUAAGAACCAAUCAGAUUUCUAGGAAUUAAGAUGUUUAAAGCUAAAUUAGAAAGAAUGAAAGAUGUUAAGUGAUCAAGUUAAUUUUUUUUGAGAAAAUUGAUUUUGGAAAACUGUUAAAAUGAUAUACAGUGGUACCUCUGGUUACAUACGCUUCAGGUUACAGACUCCGCUAACCCAGAAAUAGUGCUUCAGGUUAAGAACUUUGCUUCAGGAUGAGAACAGAAAUCGGGCUCCGGUGGCGCGGCGGCAGCAGGAGGCUCCAUUAGCUAAAGUGGUGCUUCAGGUUAAGAACAGUUUCAGGUUAAGUAUGGACCUCCAGAACGAAUUAAGUACUUAACCCGAGGUACCACUAUAUACCGUAUCUUCUUGUUUUCUGUUGUCGCUGAACGCAAGACACCCUGCAAAAUUUAUUUCAAACGUAGCAAGAGGUUAUAAGCUCCCUUGUUUCCAAUUAAUGUAUUUGUCUUGUUUUGGGAAAUGCGUAUUUAAAAAAUAAAAUCAGAUAAGGCAAGCUCCUAAGAUACAAGGGGCCUUUAUUUGGGGUUAUUUCCAAAGAGAUGUUGUGUUAUUAUUUCAAAAACUCAUCUCGGAGACAGGAACCUACGUUGGCUCCCAGUACGUUUCUGAGCACAACUCAUAGUGUUGGUGCUGACCUUGAAAGCCGUAAACGGCCUCGGUUCAGUAUAUCUGAAGGAGUGUCUCCACCCCCAUCGUUCUGCCCGGACGCUGAGGUCCAGCGCCAAGGGCCUUCUGGCCGUUCCCUCACUGUGAGAAGCCAAGUUACAGGGAACCAGGCAGAGGGCCUUCUCGGUGGUGGCACCCGCCCUGUGGAAAAGAGGUCAAAGAGAAAAACAACUACCAGGCUUUUAGAAGACAUCUGAAGGCAGCCCUCUUUAGGGAAGCUUUUAAUGUUUCAUGUAUUACGGUAUUUUAAUAUUUUGUUGGAAGCCGCCCAGAGUGGCUGGGGAAGCCCAGCCAGAUGGGUGGGGUAUAAAUAAUAAUAGUAAUAAUAAUGAUUUAUUAUUUUCAAGCAGAGGCUCCUGCCUCCUAGACCCUCACAUUUUUGCCACAAAUAUGCUGGCAUUAGAAUCCUUGAUGGUUUUCCUUGCCUCUCUAGGGCUCGCUUCUACGAGGGUCCUGAGCUGGUGGCCGACACAGGCGUUGUUCUCGACACCACGAUGAGAGGCGGGCGCCUGGGGGUCUUCUGUUUCUCCCAGGAGAACAUCAUCUGGUCCAACCUGCGGUAUCGCUGCAACGGUGAGCAGGCCCCACUCCCUCCCGCCCAGCCCCACACAUCCUCUCUCCCCUCCUGGGUGCAGCCUUCAAAGCCAUGCCCAUUUUAAUGCCACGGGGUGGAGCUAAAACAGAUUUAGUGACAGGGUUUCACACACAAGCAAAAAGAAAGCGAGUUUCAGUUGCUUUUGCAGACUCCGGCAAGUUGUGAGUCUUGGGGUCGUAUUUCCUUUGGGACUCACCUGUUGGAGGCAGUGAUGCUUCUGGAAACCCCAGGUCCUGCUUGGGGGCUCCCCGUGGGGGUAUCUGGAUGCUGGACUAGAUGGGCCCUUGGCCUGAUCCAGAAGCCAGGUUCCUUAUGUUCUUGUGGAACCUCCAGGUCCGGGGCAGUCUAUCUGGAUUCCUAGUUUCUUAUGGAUAUUUAGCCGCUGUAGGAACAGAGUGUUGGCCAGGGAUGGGUGUACCAAAGCGCUUUACUCCCACAGUCCCAUCAUCAAGUCUCUCCUUUACUGGGCGGGACUCCGUAACUCCCUGCGUUGCAGGGGAUUGGAAUGGAUGACCCUCAUGACCCCUUCCAACUCUACCAUUCUAAGAUAAGCUUAUCUGAAUUUUCCCCAAUUAAUCCGGGGACACUUUAAUUAAUUAAUUACUACACGUUUGGGACGUUGAUGAUGCAGCGAUGGCAGUGGCAGAGGGGCGGCCGCCGCCUUGACCUCAACCGCCACGUUUCCCCUUCCUCUGAGGCGUCUAUCUCCUUUCUCCAUGAGCCUGGGAAGCCCCUGAGGUGUUGGUUCUUCGGUGGUGGUAGUGGGGAAGCAAUGCGUGGUGGGUCAGGCAUGGAAGGCGGAGAAGGAGGGCCGAGAGCAGCGGUGGUGACGAGGCUCGAGCAGCGUGAUGCCUCCCUUCCCAUCGGAGCAGCCCCAAUCCCAUUCCUACUUGCGUGCAAGCAGGAGGGGACAGGGGUCCCUCAGCUAGGAAGCGAGGCUUCACACUUGCCUUUCAGAGCAGCCCCAGCCCAACUCCUACUUGCGUGCAAGGAGGGGACGGGGAUCCCUCAGCUGGGAAGGGAGGCUUCCCUUUGCCUAACUGAGAGAUCCCUGCCCCCUCCUGCUUGAACGCAAGUAGGAGUUGGGAGGCUGCUCCAAUAGGCAGCACAAAGCCGCCCUUCCCAGCUGAGUUGCUGGGCUCAGGGAAGGUGGAGGCAGAAGCUGCACCUUAGAGCCUCUGCACCACCAUCAGAUGGGGACUUCCGGGCAGCUCCUGAAGCCGGCCAGAGCCAACUGCUCCGGGCUGCUGAGACAGCCGCUGCCACGUUUCCCGGGGACAUCAGAUGAAAUCCGGGGACAUUCCAGGGAUGGAAUUUGUCCGGGGACCUAUUCGCAAAUCCAGGGACUGUCCCCAGGAAACAGGGACGUCUGGUAACCCUAUUCUAAGAUCACUGCCUCCUGUUCUCUCAUUCACAGACACGAUCCCAGAGGACUACGAAUCUUACCGGAACCAGCAAGACUACUAAGCGCCUUUUAGGGUUGGCCCGAGACUCACAUACUCACCCCUCUGCUUCCUGCUCUUUUUACAAUAUAUCGAAUUAUGGACAGUCCUGCAACACCUUGCAGCAGCUGCCCAGCCGCCCUCUGGCAUCGCUGCGCCUCCCUUUCCCUAGUAACCGGAAGCCCCCUUGGAAUCCCUCACUGGCCACGAAUCUGCUGAAUGUUCUGCACCGUGCAGAAGAGAAUCAGUUGUUCCAGCGGAGGCGCUUGAGAACAUGGAGGGAAGAGGCUAGCUGGGAGAAGCUUUCCAAGAACUCCAAAGCACUCGCCAGCAGAGGGAGGCUGCUUCCUUCUGCUCCACCCCUAGGUAGGGGGUUCGGGUCUGAUGUCAAGAAAGUGGGGCUGACCGUUGCAUCCCUGCAUGAACCACUGUCCAGGCACAGAUCAGCGAUUCAUGCAAAAACGGGGUGAUGCGGUGCGACGUCCCUCUUGAGAAAUGGUCGUAGUCUUGCAAGUAACCAAUUUUGAGAAAUGUAAAUUAAAUUGGACAGGGAGGGAAAUGUGUGCUGAGCUAAUCCAAUCUGGCCUGCUCUGGCAUCCUGCAAGAGAGGUGCCCCUGCUUUGGUUCGAUCCUCAGCCCCUCAAGGCUCAGGUGGCAAGAAGCCUGGUGGGCGGCUGCCAGUCUGAGCAAGUGACCCUGGGUAAACGUGGCGCAUGGCUUCCUCCCAAACCCAGUUACAUGCCCAUUCCUCGGCCCUGAAUCCUUGGCGCAUUAAAGGCAGGUAAUGAAAUGCGCACCUUCUCAGAAGCAAUAAGAAGAAACGCAGAGAAAGCACUUUUUAAAAAAUAUGUAUGUAUAGAGAAUUUGGAGAAUUAAAUUACUUUGUCUUAAGGACAAGAAGGUUGUGUUUUGUUUUAUGACGCUGCCCGCAGGGCAGGCUCUCUGAAAGCCAGGAGAGAGCCAAGAAAAGCAAAACUGCCGUCUGGCUAGGGAAGAGGAAGGCAUUUUGCAAAAAUAACCCUUUUUAACCCAUUGCAAAGCAGCUUUGCAAUUAACAACAAUUAUUCAGAAAAGCAGAGCUGAGCAGCCAGAGAGAAAAACAGCUGAACUUUAUUACAUUUCAUUUACAAAUAAUGCAAAGUUACAAAGACAAAAAAAAGCCUUCACAGAGAAAGAAAGAAAAAAAGGAAACGAACGAACCAAAAAAAGAGAGAUCAAAAAGAAUGUACACAGAGUUUUGCCGCUUUUUCACAUCAUUGUCAUGUUCUUAAGUUUGCAAAAAGAAGAAAAAAACACACACACGCUUACAAAGCCACCUUCAGGGUUCCUUUUUUUUUUUUUUUUGCCAAGAAAAAAGCCACAAUAAAUUAAGCUUCUAUGCUCCAGAGUUCCUGUGCUGCUGCUGCCCCCAAGUACCCCCCCUCCCCACCCCCCAAGAAAACCUGUAACUCAAUGGUAGGAUUUGCAUAUAUCAGUAAAGUCAUUCCACUAGUCCUCAUGUUUUUGUUUUUUUAAAAAAAACUAUAAAGAACAGGAUGUUACACGGUCCAAAAAUACAGAAAACAAAAGACUGUUCCCUUCCCACCCUUUUAAUCCGCCUUCCCCCCCCCAAAUAUGAUUUUUGUGUUACUGUUUUUUAGCUGCCUGUCUGUAAGGAAAGCUGCCACACACAGCUGAAUCUACCUUAUUCAGAGAAAACCGACAUUUCCCUUGGUGUUCUUUUACACUUUCAGGUGCCCCAAAGGAAAUUGGGGGGGGGGGGAGAGAAAAAUUAAAUUUCCUCCCUGCCCCCAAAAGAAAGCCAUGUAUUGAAAAGCUACCACCCGACUAACAGCUAGAACUAAGCACAUUUUGUUUACUUGCUAAGUUGCGUUAAUGUUCUGGAUGUCUCUAGCAAUAUGGUUAUUAUAAUAUGGAUAAUUACGUUUAAUGUGCAACUGCUCAUGCCCUUAUAGAGUUAGGAACUAGUUAGGAUCGAAGGGGGAAAUAACGUCUAGGCAUGGUCUUAUCCCCCCUACCCCCCCCAAAAGAAAGUGAUGUUAGGGUUGCAGCUCAAUUAAGUUCUGCUCAGAGCAGAUCCACCAGACCCGUUUGGCCACAUCCGUCUGUUUCAAUAGGACUACUCGGAGUAUGGCCAACAGCAGAUGCAACCUGCAAAAGCUUGCAGAAUUAAUCCUGGUGUUUCUGUUGCGUAUGGCAGGGCAACCAAAGAGAUGCGCCACACGACAAGCGGCUGCAUUUGCAAGCCGUGCCUUAGCUAAGUGUUCUCCAAAUCAAGGAUCUUGAGUAGGGAUUAAGCCGUUCCCUCUCCUGGCACAGAGAGUUUUGAGCGGCUUCUGCAAAAGGGCUGAUUUCUAUGCGCUGGUCGGUUAGGGUUUCCCGAAGUGAAACACAGGUGCCGCGUCAUCAAGACGGUUGUGGAUCUUCCCCACUACAAGGAUAAUGGCUUUUAGUAGGGAUUCCUGAUACCGCCAUUUCUCUUUUAAACAAAAUAAAUAAAUAAAUGAUGCAGCUAUUCCCUGUGGUCUUUCUAAAAACUAUCAGCUGCAAAUGAAGGCUUAUGAAACUAACAGAACUGUAAUCUAGAACUUACAGGUAUCCCCAGACCUGGGGGAGGGGUGCACCACGACCCCCCACAAAACACUUAAUCCUCCCGCCCAAUUUGGCAAAAACAGACAAACCCUAAAACAACCCUCCCUCCUUUUAUUUCAGCAAGUCGUGUUUAUUUGCACUGAAUUCAAUUGAAUCCUACUUGCUGUUCGUGGGAUUUUUAAAGUGGGGGACAUGCCAAACUUCACAUCCUCCCUCCCCAAUCACACACACUUGCAAAAGGGUGGAGGGGUUAUGGGGAGAAGUAUGUUGACCCAUUCAUUUUUGGGAAGGGGGGGUCAGGGAGAGCAUUAAGCCUCUGCUGAUCUGCCCAGUUAUGUUUUAAAGCUCUGCUGGUGCUUUUUUUCAGAGAAGCUUCUACUGCGCACCCAGCCCCAGCCUCCAAAAACCUGCCUGCCCACCCCGGCCAGCAUUGGGGGGGGGGGGGGCACUAGGUUGGCGAAGGCUGGGCCAGGAGAAGACACGUCCGGCUCAGGUCAGCCGUGCCAUACAGUAACAGAACACCGUUUGGAUGUGGCAGCAAUUGAUAAUAAUGGUGAUAAUCAUUUUAUUAUUUGAACCCCGCCCAUCCGACUGGGUUUCCCCAGCCUCCCAAACAUAUAUAAGUUGUGUCUGGGGGGGGGAGAGAGAAGGCAUCUGAGAGCCCAUCUCCCCCCCCCCCAACCCUGUCCCAAAGGUGAGCUUUCCAUCUUUUUUUGACACACCUGAAAAUUGGGGCUGGUGGGAGGAGGAGAACGAUUAACGCUGGGAAUUUUGUCAUUGUUAUCGAUAUACCGAGAAGGCUUUGGGGUGGAGGGGCGGGGAGUAGGAAAGGAGAGAAGGGAACCAGGCAAAAAGCAAAAAGAGGCAAUGAAUUCUCAACCACAGGCGUGAGAUCGUCCAACUUGCAGGUGGAGAACGGGGACAUUGAGCCAAGACAGCCUUUGCUUCAAUACACAUGCUAAGAUACCAACAGCUAUUAUACAUUUUUUUGCUUUCGGUUCUUAUGUAAAUGGGGGAUGAAAACCAAAACCCAACACCCCAAAGGCAGAAAGUACCAAGCUGUUGCUGCUGCUGCUGCGGCCGCCUCAAAGC
This is a messenger RNA of Podarcis lilfordi (Lilford's wall lizard), 43732 nucleotides long. The record is from the annotation of a GenBank genome assembly. Lineage: Eukaryota; Metazoa; Chordata; Lepidosauria; Squamata; Lacertidae.